AUGGCAGUGAAUUGUUGGCGCUUGCUCGAGCCGAAACUGGUGGCCAUAUACUUUGGCGACGGGAUUCAGAGUAUUCUGACAUGCACUUCAGCCGGCAAUGUGUUGGCUAAAGAUUUACGUUGGUGCGCCGAGCAAUUGAACAAAGACGUGUUGGGCCACGAUAACGCUAUGGUUAGAAAACAUAUCGGGAAGUGGGAUCAGGAGCCCCAAUGCUUCCCGUUGGGGAAUUUCGAUGGUGCAAUGAUCACAAUGGGAAGCUUUCCAAGGUUUCCAAUGUACGACAAUGAUUUCGGGUGGGGCAAAACCAUGGCGGUUCAGCGCUAG
Molecule: messenger RNA, 324 nt
Organism: Fraxinus pennsylvanica
Lineage: Eukaryota; Viridiplantae; Streptophyta; Magnoliopsida; Lamiales; Oleaceae
Source: the annotation of a GenBank genome assembly